GAGACAUGCUGCACGGCAACUGUCAACAUGACCUGCAGCAAUUAAACCGUGAAGAAGCUGCUUUACAUUCUUCAACUGAUAACUGCAUUGGCGCUGCUGCUGUAAAGCGCUUUAGCGACUUUUAAGGUCACGUCUGAGCUAAAUUUACCUCAGAGAGCACGACACACGGAUGAAUAUAGUCCAUCAUGAGUGUGGAACCAGUUAGCUGUACUAUAAAGACACCCGUCGCUCUGCAGAUCGGAGACACUGUAUCUGAUUUAUCACGUCCUGGCGUCUAUAUAACAGACAUCACACUUGCAGAACCUGUGAAUAUUCAGGAAAUCUCUUUCAAGAACUACUACACGGCGUAUCUGACUGUCCGUGUUCAACAGAGGGAGGACGGAUCUGUUAAAUGGGUCACCUGUCUGAGAAAUCACUGCCUCAUGGCCAACCCGCACGCAGAGGCUGGAUCACAUGACUAUUUCUCCAUCUACAGACAGCAGAUGUCGGCCAAACCUGAUAAUGUGAUGACAGUUCGACUCAUCCUUCGACAGCCCUCUUCAGAAUGGCUUAAUUUUAACAUUGAGGAGAUUAACAUUUAUCCAUGUGUUAAAGAGGACACAGAAUGGGACGUUCCAGCCUGGUUAUCCACUCUCACGCCUGUAGAGACAUCUCUCGAUUUGAACGGGCUUCCUGACCCUGAAACAGUUUCCUCCAGUAUUCAGCAGAUGUGGGCGCUCACCGAGAUCAUGCAGGCGAGCCAGAACGCAGCUUCCAUUGGACGUUUUGACGUCGAUGGCUCUUAUGAUGUCAAAUUAUUGUCAUUUACAUAAGAAAAGACAAUUUGAAGGUUAAGUCAAAGUUUAUUUAAUGUUGUUUCUCGAUAUGCUGUCUGCCCUGAUAGAUUCAUUCAGUAUGGGUCCCUGUAGAGUUUAAUGUACGUAAUUUCUCUCAAAGCUGCUAAAUCUCUUUUACCUUCUCUGUUUAAAUCAAAACAUUUGAGAGUACUUUGCACCAUAAUAAAAUUCCUUAAACUAA
Triplophysa dalaica is the source of this 1017-nucleotide messenger RNA. It is a transcript of the gene nicn1, whose product is annotated as nicolin 1. The coding region runs from base 186 to 812 and encodes 208 amino acids. Gene Ontology annotation, cellular component: nucleoplasm. Lineage: Eukaryota; Metazoa; Chordata; Actinopteri; Cypriniformes; Nemacheilidae. The record is from RefSeq and is a predicted model, not a curated record. The transcript has 7 exons.